CUUGCUAACUAUGGAUUGACUUUAGUUCUAGGACUUUCUGAUUCUAAGCCAGAUGUGAUCUCCUUAUUGGAGCAGGGGAAGGAGCCCUGGACACUUCAGAGGAAGGAGGUGAUAGAAUGGUACCUAGAUUGGGAGUUCAGAAGAGAAACCAAUAAUUUAUUUCCAAAGGAGGACAGUUACAAAACUAAAUCACUGCAACCAGAGACAACAAAAGUUACAAAAGAAAUCAAAUGCCAGUUGGCAAGACAACAGGAGGGACAUUUCAGACAAGCUGUAAUAACCUCUGGAGAAAGGUCCACUUCCCCUCAGUGCACGGUUCAUAGAGUACCUCAGAUAGUUCAUUCUGGAUUAAAAUCUGCUGGAUGCAAGGAAUGUAGGGAAGCUUUCAAAUACCAGUCACACCAUACUGAAUAUGAAAAAAGUCAUAAGGAAAAAGACUCUAAAUGUGGAGAAUGUGUAAAAGCCUUUAACAAUAGGUCAAACCUGAUUAAGCAUCAGAAUGAAAAUAAGAAAUGUGCCGUAAAUUGUGGCUCUGAAAUUACUAAAUCUCAGGCUGUUAAUACAAGUGAGAAACCUCAUAAAUGUGAGGAAUGUGGGAAAGCCUUUCAUUCUAGCUCACAACUUAGUAAGCAUCAAAGGAUUCAUACAGGUGGGAAACCCUAUAAAUGUAAGGAGUGUGAGAAGGCCUUUCCAUCUACUUCACAACUUAAUUUACACCAGAGAAUUCAUACUGAUGAGAAAUACUAUGAAUAUGAAGAAUGUGAGAAAGCCUUUACCCGUCCCUCACACCUUCGACAUCAGAGAAUCCAUACUGGGGAGAAACCCCAUAAAUGUAAGGAAUGUGGGAAAGCUUGUUAUGACACACAACUUAGUCUGCAUCAGAUAAUUCAUACUGGUGAAAGACACUAUGAAGGUAGGGAAUGUGGGAAGGUAUAUAGUUGUGCCUCACAACUGAGUCUACAUCAGAGAAUUCAUACUGCUGAGAAACUUCAUAAAUGUAAGGAAUGUGGGAAAGCUUUUAUCUCUGAUUCACAUCUUAUUCGACAUCAGAGUGUUCAUACUGGUGAAAAACCCUAUAAAUGUAAAGAAUGUGGGAAGUCCUUUCAUCGUGGCUCAGAACUUACUCAACAUCAGAGAGCUCACAUUGGUGAGAAACCCUAUAAAUGUAGGGACUGUGGAAUGGCUUUUAUUUGUAAUACAGAACUUAUUCGACAUCAAAAAUUUCACACUGGUGAGAGACCCCAUAAAUGCAAGGAAUGUGGGAAGGCUUUUAUUCGAAGGUCAGAACACCACGAGAGAAGUCAUAGAGGUGAAAAACCUUAUGAGUGUAAUGAAUGUGGGAAGGCCUUUGGUGGUGGCUCAGAACUUAGUCGACCCCAGAAAAUCCAUACUGGUAACCGGGUGCAGGGAGCAACCUCUGGGUUAAUCCUUGAGCUGACGUGUGCAGGGUGGCCCUCAGGAUGGCCCAGGGAACUGGUAGUGGUUGCAGGCGAGCAGCACGUGUUCAGCAUUAGAACAGAGACUCUACAUGCCUUCCGGACUCUGAGCCGGUUUCCUCUGCCUGUGACUGUCAACCGGGUGCAGGGGGAAGCCUCUGGGUUAAUCCCCUGA
Molecule: messenger RNA, 1611 nt
Organism: Manis javanica (Malayan pangolin)
Lineage: Eukaryota; Metazoa; Chordata; Mammalia; Pholidota; Manidae
Source: RefSeq, a predicted model, not a curated record